AUGGCCAGCAUGCGCACAAUAGUCGAUGUGUGCGUGUCGCGCAACUGCACGUACGCGGAUCAGCUAGAGGCUCGAGGUCUACAGUCCCGAAUAUGCGAUUCUCCAGUUCGCGACAGGUCACACGUGGUCAACCAGCUAGCAUGGGCGAUGUUCGGGAUUGCGACCUUCUUCUUCCUCGGCCGCGUUGUUUCUCGGAUCACGACCUUCGGCGGCGCGGGUUUCUACUGGGACGAUUGUGCCUGCGUAUCUUGCUAUGUCCCGCUUGUCGGCAUCGCAGUGCUGCUUCAACUCGCUGUCAACAAUGGUUUGGGUCAAGAUGAUUAUCGCAUCGGCGUUGCGAAUGUCAACGAAUUCCUCAAGGAAUUCUACGCUGCGGAACUACUCUACAACUAUGUCAUCAUCUUCACGAAGAUUUCAAUCAUCCUUCUAUACAUCAGAACUUGGUGGGAUAGUAGCAGAGACAACCAUCGCCCUUUCCGAGUCGUUUGCUGGUGUCUCGUCGCUGUACUCGUCGCAACAGUAACGGCAGUUGGCUUCGCCGAGAUCUUCCAAUGCACGCCCGUUUCAUACACGUGGAAUCAAGUCCUACCCGGGCAGGAAAGAGAGGGAACCUGCAUUAGCCGGCGCUCAAUCUUCUACGCAUUCGGAGCCUUGAACAUCUGCUACGAUGUCAUCGUCCUCUUUCUCCCAGUCCCGCUCCUUCUCACGCUCCAGAUCCCGGUGAUCAAGAGGAUUGGAGUCAGUUCUGUCUUCCUGGUCGGGUUUGCAGUCACAGUCUGCUCAAUCGGUCGACUGAACUACCUCGCCAUGCUGCAAGACACGAACGUCACCUGGAACCAUACUGAUCUCGCGCUCUGGACUCUCGUCGAAGUCGACCUAUCCAUGAUCUGCUGCUGUAUGCCUGGCAUCGCCGGACUGGUGCAACGAUACUGGAAAUACCUCCCAUCUUCAGCCAAGUACAAUUCUCAGUCCUGCCUAGGCCGUUCCGACUCGUUCUCGAGCGCUUCUGCUCUUGAUAUCACGGCUUCUGAAAUGCUCGAAGAAGGGCGUGGUCCGCGAAAGUCAGUGAUCGAGGUGCCAAAUGCAGGCAUCGAUGAUCUGCCUUGCAGUCCGGUGCUGCAGGUCGGGGUUGGAGAGACAUUGGUCAACAUCCAGCACUCGAUACCAAACGACACCACACGCGACAAGUUCGUGUACAAGGAUGCGCAUGGAAUCGUGCAUGAGGUAGAAGUUGUGGAUCGGCCAGUGGUGCCGGUGAGAAAUCUGGAUGGCAUUGCUACAGGCAGUAGUGGCAGCGAUACUGCCGUCAAGAGCGGGAAGAGUCUCGAAGGGAAAGCAAGCAGUGGUUCGGGCGACAGUGAUGAUCUAACACCUACAGCUCGCCCCUCGAGUAGACUCUCAAACGCUUCGUGCGCUAUGGACUGGGGUGACAGGACUUUCAAAGCGGCUGCCAUGUUGCAUGAAAUGGCAGGUUUGACCCCGACAUCCCAGACUGCCAUGAGUAGAAGUGAGCUCUUGAGAGUUGUUCACCUCAUGCCUCAAGCCAUCUCCAACGCUGGUGAACCCAGCGAAUACUUUCAAUAUCAUGGUCGGGAGACGAAACCGCCAGUCGCCGAGAAUUCAACGAGGUAA
This is a messenger RNA of Pseudocercospora fijiensis CIRAD86, 1632 nucleotides long. RefSeq lists its product as uncharacterized. Bases 1 to 1632 code for a protein of 543 amino acids. NCBI's taxonomy places the organism in Eukaryota, Fungi, Ascomycota, Dothideomycetes, Mycosphaerellales, Mycosphaerellaceae. The record is from RefSeq and is a predicted model, not a curated record. The transcript has 7 exons.